This is a messenger RNA of Ictalurus punctatus (channel catfish), 5723 nucleotides long. RefSeq names its product EH domain binding protein 1 (gene ehbp1). The transcript is spliced from 26 exons. Bases 992 to 4594 code for a protein of 1200 amino acids. NCBI's taxonomy places the organism in Eukaryota, Metazoa, Chordata, Actinopteri, Siluriformes, Ictaluridae. The record is from RefSeq and is a predicted model, not a curated record. Gene Ontology annotation, molecular function: protein binding.
GAGGCAGCGACUAACGCAUACUAGCGUACUAAACAGUACGCCGCCCUAGGUGUACCAAUAGGUAGCGUACUAUUUAGCACGCUAGUGUGCUCCCGGCUGUUUGAGCUGAAUGUAGUGGGAUUGGUCGGAAAAUGACGGUGGCUUUAUGGUCGGAGUUUGUUUUAUGCGAGGCGGCUGCUGGAAUUUCACUGCUCCAGCCAAGGAAAAGUUAUCCUUUUUUCCUCCGGGUGCAAUUCGCCUAAGCGUUGCUGUUUUUAAAAACACAUUCCCAGAAGACAGUGUCCGGAGCUCAUCUGUGUUGUUUGGGAGUAUUUUUAUUUAUUUUUUCCUCCACGAUGAUAUUAGCGGCUGAGCUACCUGGCUAGCUGUACUUAUUAGCUCAAGGCUAGAACCCAGCUAACGGACUAGAGCGGUUAGUGCAGUUAGCUUCACUAGACCAGCUAGCACGACUGGAUUAGCUGCGGUUAUAUUACCUAGUGUAGUAGCAGUGGUAGUGGUGUUAAUUAGCUUAGCUUAUCUCAUCUCAGCUAGGUUUAACAGUGCUAACCAGGCUAGCAGGCUGACUCUGUGCAGCCGGGUUAGAGAGGUACAGUAAGUUCGCUAGCAGUUUAGCUACCAGCUCGGAAAGGCGACCAAAGGCUGGCUGCUGAAUAAUUAAACAGGUUUCUUGACUCGGGGAUAAUGGAGUACGUUACACCCGAUUGUGAUUAGGCCGGCUUGCUCUGCAGUAUGUGGUGUGCCGGAGCCAGCAGUCCCCUCUGUGCGUGUAGCGUCCCGCUCCAUCACACUGCCAUCUCUUAUCCUCCCGUUCUGGUUUGAUGGCGCUCUGCGUUUUUUCAGCUGCCUUCACGCGUCGGCGAUGAACGUACGCGAGGCGUGCUCUUCUCAAACCGGACGCUUCUGAAUCACGAUUUAAAAGGAGGACUUUGACGAGAAGCAGGACCAGGACCGGCACCAGGACUCGUCGACAGAACCCGAGUCAGACGGGAUCAUGGCUUCAGUGUGGAAGAGACUGCAGCGUGUGGGAAAACACGCGUCCAAAUUCCAGUUCGUGGCCUCUUAUCAGGAGCUCAUGGUGGAGUGUACAAAGAAAUGGCAGCCAGACAAACUUGUGGUGGUGUGGACUCGCAGGAGUCGACGGAAAUCCUCCAAGUCUCAUAGCUGGCAACCGGGAAUCAAAAACCCGUACAGAGGAGUGGUGGUGUGGCCCGUUCCUGAGAACGUGGAGAUCACGGUCACCCUGUUUAAGGACCCUCAUGCGGAGGAGUUUGAAGAUAAAGACUGGACCUUCGUUAUCGAGAAUGAGUCUCCGUCGGGUCGGAGAAAAGCCCUGGCCACCAGCAGCAUCAACAUGAAGCAGUACGCGAGCCCCAUGCCCACGCAGACGGACGUCAAGAUCAAGUUCAAGCCUCUUUCCAAGAAGGUGGUGGCGGCCACGCUGCAGUUCUCGCUCUCCUGCAUCUUCCUGCGAGAGGGCAAAGCCACAGACGAAGACAUGCAGAGUCUGGCCAGUCUGAUGAGCAUGAAGCAGGCCGACAUCGGCAACCUGGACGACUUUGAGGAGGAGAACGAGGAGGACGAAGAGAACCGUGUCAAUCAGGAGGAGAAAGCCGCCAAAAUCACAGAGAUAGUCAGGCAGUUAAAUGCCCUCAGCAGUAUAGAUGGAGACGCAGAUGAAGACCCAAAGCACGCCCUCAAAGCAGCCUGUUCUCCUGCAGAGUUGAUCAGUAAGCUGAACUUCCUGGAGGACGACGAGCAGGAGCAAAACCUCACCAGCUCCAACCUGUUCGAGGAGGCUGACGACCCUGUGGACCUCAACCCGUUCGGUGACCCUGAUGAGGAGGAAUCGGGCCCAGCACCCGCCCUGGAGUCCACCUUAAGAGACGAGGACUCUCCGAAUCCACUGAACCCGUUUGACGAGCCGGAGCCGGAGCCGGAUCCAGAGCAACCCGAGUACAAGAACCCCUUCGAUGAACCGGAACCGGAGAGCUUACCCCCGAAAGGAAGCGUGAGGAAGCUCCCACGUCCUGUGGACAUGAGCAAAUACCUGUACGCGGACAGCGGCAGGACGGAGGAGGCCGAGGAGCUGGACGAAUCGAACCCGUUCUACGAGCCCAAGGCAGACAGUCCGGCUCGGUCCACGACAGAAAGCACGGCUGCCUUGAAGAGCACCAAACGGUGCGCUCCUCUGCCCCCCUCUGCCCCCUCGGUGACCCCCGCCGGCCCUGCGGUUCCCAGUGAUCCCAAACCAGCUGUGCCUGACAAGGUGUCCAUCACAUGCCCUGCGCUCGGGCCGAGAGCGCUGGUCUCUUCCUCACCAAAGGAGAGUCCGGUGCCCAGUCCAGUUUUGGGAGGAAGGCCGAAUGCCAGUCAUUCGCUGCUCGUCUGGUGCCGAGAGGUGACCAAGAACUACCGCGGCGUUAAGAUCACCAACUUCACAACAUCAUGGAGGAACGGCCUCGCCUUCUGCGCCCUGCUCCACCACUUCAGACCAGAUCUCAUUGACUACAAGUCUCUGAAUCCUCAAGACAUUAAAGAAAACAACAAAAAGGCGUACGACGGCUUCGCCAGUCUGGGCAUCUCUCGGCUGCUGGAGCCAGCUGACAUGGUGCUGCUGGCGAUCCCGGAUAAGCUGACCGUGAUGACGUACCUGUACCAGAUCCGCGCGCACUUCAGUGGCCAGGAGCUGAGCGUGUUGCAGAUCGAGGCCCAGGCCGGCCGCAGCACCUACAAAGUAGGCGACUUCCACACCGACACGGAGAGCUCUGUGGCUCACGACACCUUCUACGCAGAGCUUCCGAACGAGGCGCAAAAAACCCACCCUGAUGCGGAAGGGGUGGAGGCGGAAGACGCCGGGUUCGCAGAGACCCCUGCCUGUACGUCCACAGGGCCGACCAAAACGAACACGGAUCCUUCCCGAGCCGACGCGUCGCAGCCGAAAGACGACGACGCGGCGAGAGAGAGGGAGAAGGAAAAAGAGAGGGAUGGGGUGGCUCCCGAAGGCGGAGCGCAACCGCAGGUCUCCGUUUCACACGCGCACACGCUCGGCUUCAGCUACAACCGAGACACAGACGUGAACACGAAGCGGAGCGCCAGACAGAAUCAAGUGGACGGCACGACGAAAGAGAGCAACUCAUUACAGACCAACCAUAUGGACACGCCCAACAAACACACACAGGAUGCUGCGCCUGUCCCUGCGUCCACCACCAACGAGAAGAAAGUGCAGUCUCGUCAGGAGGAGCUGAAGGAGCGAGCUCGUCUCCUGCUGGAGCAGGCUCGCAGAGACGCGGCCCUGAAAGCCAGGAACAAAACCGUCCCGAGCUCCACCUCACCCACACACGCCCGCCCGCCACAGGUCAUCGACGAGCGUGACGAGGAGAGGCGUAGGCAGCUGAGGGAGCGAGCGAGGCAGCUGAUAGCAGAGGCUCGAUCAGGAGUGAAGAUGGCUGAGUUCCCUCUGCACUCAGACACCUCCGCUUCUGCAGGAGAGUUCAAAGGAAGGUCAAAGGCAGCUGGAGACAUGGUGAGUAGGGUGUGUGUGGUUGGUGAGGAGGAGAGGUCUGAAGAAGAGCAGGUGGCGCCGUCGCCCGAUGAUGAUGUCACUGUUUGUGAUAAUGAGGAGGAGCCAAUGGCCACUUGUCUGCUGGAGGAUGACUUUACUAACUCAGCUACUGACCUGGCUUCUCUGGGAGUGAUGAACAGCAGGCACGUGGACCUGAAGCUGAAGAAGCUGACAGAGUUCCGACCUCAGGGGGGAAGCUCACCUUCGUCCUCCUCCUCUUCCUCAUCCCUCACGGCCUCCAGCACAUCUCCACUCAGCCCGGGAGAUGAGGCCCACCUGGGCUUGCAGAAUAACAGCGAGGAGCUGAAGGCCGAGCGUCUGCGCAGGGCGACCGAGCGUCUCCGCAGCCCCGUCGUCUUCAGCAAGGAAUCAGCCGUGCGCAAGACGCAGCUCAAGUCUUUCAGCCAGUAUGUGGAGAGCAGGCCAGAGGUGAAGAGGCAGAGGUCGGUGCCUGAGGACCUGAAGCGAGCGGGUGAGGACCGGAUCAGCUCCUCAGAGGCGGAAAACCGAAAGCCGGCAGAAGACGAGAAGGCGUUCAGAGACACGAGUCAGUACGUGGUGGGCGAGCUGGUGGCUCUGGAGAGCGAGCAGAGGCAGAUCGACACGCGCGCCUCGUGUGUGGAGAAGCGCCUGCGCUAUCUCAUGGACACAGGGAAGAAUAAGGAGGAGGAGGAGGCCAUGAUGCAGGAGUGGUUCACGCUGGUGAAUAAGAAGAACGCUCUGAUCCGGCGCCAGAAUCAGCUCUCUCUGCUGGAGAGGGAGCAUGAUCUGGAGAGACGCUUCGAGCUGUUGAACCGGGAGUUAAGAGCAAUGCUGGCGAUUGAAGAUUGGCAGAAGACCGAGGCCCAGAAGCAUCGGGAGCAGCUGCUUCUAGACGAGCUGGUCAUACUGGUCAACAAACGCGACGCCCUGGUCCGAGAUCUCGACGCACAGGAAAAAGAGGCAGAGGAGGAGGAUGAGCACCUGGAGCGGACUCUGGAACAGAACAAAGGGAAGAUGGCUAAGAAAGAAGAAAAGUGUGUCCUUCAGUGAUUUCCAAACAGACACUAAAACUCACUAAAGUGUUUACUACCAUUUUUGAGAAAUGUAUCGUUAUUACGAUUAUAAUGAGCGUUGCAUACUCAUGUUUAUUCCAGCUUUAGAGGAAAGUUUGGUCAUCGUUUGCAGCCCAGGGCUGGUGCGUGUUAAUUCACUAACGCCUUUGGGUCUUCUCAGUACCGCGAGAUUACAUUUCACCAACACUAUUAGAUUAUUUUCCGUUUUGUUUUGAUUGUGCUGAACAGGUACGUUUAUGUGUUUUUAAAAACAAACUUUUCUGAAUAACCGAGUCGGAGAGGGAGCUCCGCGACGAUCCACUGACUUUUACUGUUUGUUGUUUCAGACAGACGCAUAGCUUCAAUCAUACGAAUGUGUGUUAAUUUCCCAGUGGAGAUUAGGACUGAACAUUUUGAGGUACAACACAACAUUGUUUCAUGUUAGCAUUUCAAAAAAAAACCAAAAAAAAAAAAACCGACGACAACAAAAAAAAAAAAAUUCAGCAUUUUAUCUAUAAUAAGUCUGAACAGUUUCCGCAUAUCUUCUUUUAUUCCGAGCAGUGUUUAUUACUUAAUGUAUAACUACUUUUUAAAUGUAUAGGAUAUCUUCAAGGGGGAUGUUGCAUUUAAAAAAAAAAAAAAGAAAAAGAAAGGAAGAAAGAAUGAAAGAAAGAAAUAAAACACACAUUGUGUUUUCCUUUUUACAUUUUUGUUUUGUUUUGUUUUUACCAAAAAGCUUGGGAUGUUCCAUAGCUGGGAAUGUUAGAGUGCUUUUAUUUAGACUGAAUGGUUAAGAUGUACAUUUCAUUUCACUGUUUGAGGAGGAAAAAAGAGAGCGUGUGAAAUGCUAUUUCCAGGAGCAGUUUGAGAUCAGAAUUAAUUUAUUGUUGUUUGUCCUUUGCGACGACUAACCAUCUUCACACCCUUGUGCAUUCUCUCAAGGACCUUGUUAAUAUUUAUUGUAUACUUACAAACAAAAAAAAGAAAGAAAGGAAAAAAAAUGCUUUCAUACGCGUCUCUCUCGUUCACUUCGCGUGCUGCUGUCUUAUCGUGUGAACAUUGUUUAUUUAUUCCUAAAAUGACCAGUCAUCAAUAAAACCUGAAAUGCUUUCAUACUCUUAACAAAA